Messenger RNA from Fonticula alba, 1833 nucleotides. RefSeq lists its product as hypothetical. NCBI's taxonomy places the organism in Eukaryota, Rotosphaerida, Fonticulaceae. The record is from RefSeq and is a predicted model, not a curated record. The coding region runs from base 1 to 1833 and encodes 610 amino acids. The transcript has 11 exons.
AUGGGCAACAAGCAGUCAGUUCCGCUCCUUGCGAAUGCGGUCUCCCACCUCUCCCAGCCAGAGGCUACAGAGGCCGCUCUCUGGCUCAAGUCUUCAUGCAAGGAGGAUUGGAGUCUAGAUCUCGCGGACUUUCGUAUACUCGUGCCUAUGCUGGGCAGCAUCACCGCUCAUGCGCUUUUCCUUGUUUGUUGUGACUAUUCGGCCGGAGCGCCCGCUGCUUUCCCGAUCGACGGCUCCACCCGUGUCGAGGGAUUCCAGGCUGACCGCGCCACCUUUUUCGGUGUCGCUAAUGCCAUCGCAUCAAUCACCCGAGGUCCUGUGGAGAUUCGCCACGCAGCCCUCUUCCGCUGGUUGUCGCACUUGGAUACCCUGCUCCAGACGACCGGUGCGAAAAAGGGUGCCGCCCCCCCCACGGCGCCCGCCCAGCCGCGCAGCACUGCCCCCUCACCAGGCUCAUCUCUGCCGGCGCCCGCCAUCUCCGAGGAGGUCAACAUCCAGUCCGUUCGGCAUUGGCUCCACGAUGUGUGCUCAGCGGCCAUGCGGGUGCUGCGCGUCCUCGACUCCCGGCCAUAUGCUCCAAAGGAGGUAACCAAGGGCCGGCAUUUCCCUUUCGAUAGUCAGCAGGCUGAUCCCAAGUUUGUGGAAACGCUGCUUCAGGCACCAUUCAUGGGAUUCAAAAACCACAAGAAGUUUGUUCUCGAGGAGGUGGCCACCCCCGAUCUGCCAGAUACCUUGUCCGCCGAGGCGUUUUCCGAUCUCCUGUCCCGUUCGGAGAGAGCCGUGUCCAUCAGGCACGAGUAUUAUGUGGAUGGACGUGCAGCCCUGUCAGUCAAUGGUCAUGCUCGGGGGUCCAUCCAGGCGGUGGUCAACUCGCUGCUUGCCAAUGUGGUGUUCCACUACUCCAGGAUUAAACGUAUCUUUUUCGGCUUCUACAAGGGCAAGGAGCCGCACAAGGCGAGUGUCGACACCCCCUGGCUGGAUUUCAAGGACAUGCCCAAGGUCUCCCCGACUCCGGCCCCGGUCCCGGCCGCCGUGCCCCCUACAUCGGCCGUCUCCCGCGAUAAACUUAGUGCAGCAUACCUCUCACAGGCCGCGGCCCUGGAUGCGGCCCAAACAGAUGCCCGUCUCAAGUCGGCAGGCAUGCUGCUUCCCUUCAGUGAAUACCAGUCCAAUCUGCUGAGCGAUGAUCUCAUGUGGCUUCUCAACCAGCAGCUCCCGCAGGAAAGUCAAUCAGCCUGGCGAUUCCUUUACUCCAACCGGGCAUAUGGCCUGAAUUGGGCCCGGCUCUCGGACAGCAUCACCAACCAGGGCCCCGUGCUCCUGAUCUUGCGCGACUCACAUGGCGCCACCUUUGGGUGCUUCUUGAACAAUGAUGUGCUACCGAAUCCCGCCUUCACGGGCUGCCCGGACAUGACCUUCCUCUUUACCCUCAAAGGGGACUAUCUUCAGAUCUUCCGUCCGACUGGUCUCAACAAGAACAUCCUGUACUUUAACACCGGGGUCAAGUCCCUGCCCAAUGGCCUGGGCCUUGGCGGUCUUCAUGGCUUUUACGGUCUCUGGAUCCCCUCCGCCCUCGGGGCUGCCUGCACGUCCGAGGGGUCACCUUUGAAUUCGACCUUCGGCUCCCCAUGCCUGGCCACGCAGUCACCUUUCGAGGUGAUUGAGAUUGAGGCAUACGGGACAACCCCCUUGCGCGAGGACCAAGCCCCCCCUGAGCCCAGCGUGCUGGACCUCCACCGGGAGGACCAGCUGAUUCUCGAGUGGGGCACGGGGCGCAAGAUGCAUUCGAAGAACUUCCGCAAGGCCGAUGAGUACCGGGCGCAAGACGAUUGA